Lobosporangium transversale is the source of this 1366-nucleotide messenger RNA. RefSeq names its product putative cysteine desulfurylase. The record is from RefSeq and is a predicted model, not a curated record. The transcript has 4 exons. Lineage: Eukaryota; Fungi; Mortierellomycota; Mortierellomycetes; Mortierellales; Mortierellaceae. Bases 78 to 1313 code for a protein of 411 amino acids.
AUUUAACGCCCCUUUCUCAAUUGCUUUUACUCUUGCUCCUCAUUCCUUUUGACAUUACAUUGCGUUGCCAAUCAAUCAUGACUCAAUCUUCACCUGAAUUGCCUACACCUGGCGCCCCUGGCCCUUUUGGCCAUAAGCUACGCAAGAGCUUUCUCUUUCCUGAGAACUUUACUCAAUUCAAUCAUGGUUCCUUUGGAACAUUCCCAAAGGUUGUUCAGGAUGCAAUGAUUGCUUAUCAUCAACAUGCAGAGAAGGAUCCAGAUCGUUGGAUGCGUCGAGAGCUGAAACCUGCGUUGACAAAGAUCCGUGAAGAGCUUGCAGAGUUGAUUCACUGUGACAAAGAUGACUUGGCCUUGGUGACGAACACUACUGCUGGCGUUAACACCAUCUUGCGCUCGCUUCAAUUUCAACCCGGUGAUAGGAUCCUACAACUCUCGACUGGAUAUAUCUCAGUUGAGAAGACUGUUCGUUAUAUUUCAGAUUCUCAUGAUGAUGUCAAGGUCAUUGAUGUGCCUAUCACCUUCCCACUCACUGGUCAGGAAAUUCUUCAUAAAGUUGAGCAGGCCAUCCUGGCUCAUAAACAGUUAAACGAUGGAUCAAGGAUCCGUUUAGCUAUGGUGGAUUGGAUCUCGAGCGUACCCUCUAUUUUGCAUCCUGUUAAACCUUUAGUCGAAUUGUUGCAGAGUCAUGGUAUUUUGGUCUUUGUCGACGGCGCUCACUCGAUUGGGCAGGUUCAUGUCGAUCUGAAUGAUCUUCACCCAGAUUUCUAUAUUACCAACUGUCACAAGUGGCUCUUCAGUGUCAGAGGGUCUGCUGUCUUAUAUGUCCCCAGGCGCCAUCAACAUUUGAUCCACCCAACAUCUAUCACAGCUGAUUACAAGACUGGUUUCGAGGCCGAAUUCUCUUGGGCAGGUACUCAGGAUUACUCAUCACUCAUGUCAAUUAGCUCCGCCAUUGCCUUUCGUAAGCAAUUUGGCGAAGAUGCCAUCAUUGGAUACACGCAUGCAUUGGCCAUCCAGGGAGGCAAGAUCGUUGCUGAUAUCCUCGGCUCCAAUAGUCUCACUCCUGAUGACCAUCAGGUCGCCAAUAUGGUUAACAUCCGUUUGCCACUUAAUAAUGUCGAUCAUCCCAAGGCCACGGUCCAGUAUUUUAUGGACACUCUCAUGGACCGUUAUAACAUCUACACUCCUACUUUCAAACAUGGUGGUCAAUGGUGGACCCGUGUCUCCGCUCAGAUUUACCUAGAACUCGAUGAUUUUGUUCGUCUGGGUAAUAUUUGGAAAGAGGUCAUUGACGAGCUGAAUACAGAGUGAUCGAUCCAUUAGUCUUAUACUGUUAUUUGUGUUAGUAAAUCUUUAAAAAAAAA